AACAGCGCUAACGCUUUGUGGCGGCAGAAGCAAGUGCAUCAAGAUGGACGACUAUAAACAAGACGUUGGCCCUCUCGGUGGGAUGUUUGAGUACAAAAUAAAAAAAGACGGCUCAAUCGACCGACAAAAGGUAGUUUGUACACUCUGCUGGAAGGAGUUUUCAUUUCACCGAAGCACCACGAGCUUAAAGUACCACAUCAACGCCAAGCAUAGAUCUGCCGGGGAUUUAUCUGCCUGUUUGAGCCAAAACACUCCAACAAGACGCCGGGACCUCAGGCUGGACUUAAGUCAAGAAUCUUCUGAGCGUAUGUUAUUGAUCCAGACUCACUUGAACAACUAUAUCCCUGAUGCUGCUCUGCCACCUGGUGAGACAUGGCUUCAAAGUGGUCCAUCGCGAGCAGUGCUUUCCAUGCCUUCCUGUCUCUGCCUUUAUGAUCCGGGACUGUCAGGUCCUGGAUCUUCUGAUGAUGCGCACAUGGACCAGAGGAAGGUGUAUGCCAAGUGUCACCUUCAGCAGGGCAUCAUAUUUGGACCCUAUGUUGGAGAAAUGACCAAAGACCACAUGCCAACCAACCUCAAAUAUGCCUGGGCUAUCAGGAACGAUGCUGCUUUUUUCUAUGUUGAUGCUUCUGAUGAAAACAAAUCAAACUGGAUGAGGUAUGUAACUUACAGGAGCAGCGAGGAUCAACACAAUUUGAUUGUUUUCCAAUUUUAUCAAAACAUCUACUACAAGGUUUCACAGCCCAUCCCAGAGGGUGAUGAGCUCAAGGUCUGGAUUGGCAUGGAGUAUGCCAAAUUGCUGGGCCUCAGGAUGGGUGAGAAUGUGAAAUGUGAACACAGUAAAAAGGAGACAGUACUGGAACUUCUGUCAGACAUUCAGUUUGUCACACUGCCAGAGCCCAACAGCUUUUUCCAGACUGGAGACAACAACAACCAAUCACUGCCUAUAAUCAGUGACCUGACCACCCUGUCACAAACAGAUGCAAAUAAUGAUUCAGGACAGAUCUCUCGCUUGUCCUUUGCUUCCUCAAUACCAGGCUCGUCUGCUCAAUUGACUGAAGCCAUCAGCAAUUUUCUCAUCAUGGAUAUCCAUCCUCCAACUCUGGUAGGUGGAAAGGGCUUUAUCAAGCUGAUCCACUCUUUGCUUCCCACCUACAAACUUCCAGCUCCUUCCUUGCUCAAGAAGCUCCUGAAUAAACACCACAGCAGAGACAAAGAGAUUCUUGCUCAGAUGCUGACGACGUCGAGUAACAGAGAAAAUGAAAAUGUAUUUGACCACACCGCUCCUAUUGAGGAUGAAUGCAGGAGACUUGCGCCGUCACCCAUCGAGCAGGGUGAGGUUCCUAAUUUUGUCACAAUCAGUGUAGAUGUUUGGGUCCACAGCUGGGACCGAACUAACAAGAGAUAUGUCACUCUGUGGGCACAUUACAUUGACUCAAACAUGGAAUGCCUAAAUGUCACCCUGGCAACACAAAGACUCAUAGAAUGUGACAUGACAAAUAACUGCCAUCAAAGCUUGAAAGCCCAAGUAAAGACCAUGGCCAACGAGUGGGGGAUAUCCCAGUUUAAUCUGGUCUUGCUGGGAGGUAAACGCAAUAACAAGAUGCGACUGCAAAUACUAAAUAAUACAAAAUGUGCAGAUAAAUCCCUUCACACAAACUCAUUUCUGCAGACGGACGAAUCUGUGUCACCAAUGGAACAGUUGAAUCUACAACCGUGUCAUUCAAGUGAAGGGCUUCUGUUUGUCCCAUGUUUCUUCAGUGUUGUACAGGACUGCAUUGAUGAAUUGACGUCACACCCUGUCAUCUCCAAGACCCUCUUGCAAUUCCAAGGUUUUCUUUUAAGCCAGUUACAGGCACUCUGUCAAAACAAAGACUCCUGCCGGAGACCCUCAAGUUAUUACCAAAGCGUUAUGGAAACUUUGACCGAAAGGGAGCAGGCAGAGCUGAAGUCAUGGGCCAGCCAUUGUCGGCCGACAUGGAAUAGACUUUAUCCUCUGCUAAGCACACUACUCAAACAUGAAAGCAUUCAAAGUGCUCUGUUAAAGCAGGUCAAAUGUGAGAACCUGAUGGAUGAAGACUUUACUUCAGAAUUUGAUAAUAAUAAUUGUUGCUAUGCAAACUCCUCAUCCACUGCAGCUGUAUCAAACAUGGCGCCAUUGCACUCUGAGUGGAAGAUCUUGGAGGAGUUGUGUAUGGUCCUCAAACCAUUGGAUGUGGCAUGUCAAACGCUUGCCAAAGAAGCCUUCCCACGCUUGUCUCUUAUUAAACCCAUUCUCACCGGCUUGCUUUCCUGCCACUUAGUAUGCCGGCCAGGGGACUCGAGCAUUUUGAAUGACAUGAAGCAGAUGGUGAGACAGACUUUGGCAAGUCAUUACAACAAUUCUGAAGUCAACAGAAUUUUAAGUGUGGCCUGUUCCCUCGACCCCCAGUUUCAUGGGCUUGGAUUCAUGGAGAUGACGGAGCAAAUGGAGACUUUUGAUUGGCUGAAGAAAGACACCAUCAGGAUAGUAAAGGACCGGAAGACACACAAAAGCAUGAAGAUACACUCAAGUAAGAAGUUCAUCUCCCCUGAGGAACCGGAAUCUGAGAGUCAUUUAUUGAAGAGACGCAAAUUGGGUGAGGUUGACUCUAAGGACAUGGAGGAUGAAGAAGAGAUGGCUCUGCCAGAUCUCGGCCCAAUCUGUAAAGUGUCCGGAAUGGAGUUUUUGCUAGGAGACUUGUUCUCCACACCACAGAGCAGGCAGGAUUCCGUAGAGGAGUCUGUGGACUUAGAGAUAUCAGUCUUCAGAGCUGGUAAGGGGGCUUCGCUGGGCGUGGAGCCCCUACAUUGGUGGAGGACAAAGGCGGUGCAAUUCCCAAUGUUGGGAAAAGUGGCACAGGUGUAUUUGGCUGCCCCAGCAGUGGCAGGCAACAUGGCACAAGACUUUGUUCAGGACAGAGCAGGAACAACCAACAGGAAUAGAGACAACAUUCCACCAGAAAGUUUGGACGCAAUCCUGUUUCUCCACCACAACCACUCGAUUAGCCUUAAAAACAAAACUUAGAAUGUGCCAUGUAAAUGAAUUCCUUAUUUGCUGAAUAUUUUUUUUCCCAAAACUCUUAUUUGAAGUUGAUCUUCACUCUGAUCUUUGGUCUUUUGAAAUGGUACUGUAUACCCUCAGAUAGUGCUGUGCGAUAUUUAACAUAUAUAUUGGCGUGCAGGACCAUACAUGUCAACAAUGUAGCAGAGACUGAAAGCACAAUUAAAGCUAAACCAACAAAACCAGAAGAAAAAUUGGUGCUAAAGAGUGGAAAGAGAAACUACUUUUUCAAUCUAAUAAUUGGAAUUCAAGGCCCUAAAAUGUCUUAAAUUUGAUCAAAAUCUCGAAAAAAAAAAUUAAAUACCAACAUGUAAGGUCUUAGAAAUAUAUUAAAAUGAUUUAUUUUUUAACCAUUGCUUAACUUUAGGCUAGCUUUUGAUUUUUGAGGGCGCUAUUAAUGAAUACAAAUAAUUCAUGAAGCACAACCAACUAGUGAGCUGUGCCCACUGAGCGGUUCAGUUCAGUUUAAGUUUAUUUCGAACAUGCUUACGAUAUGAUGUAAUAUAUCACAUAUUUGCUGUAUGCAAAUGCACCAAGUUAUUGACUUUUAGUAUUUUUGAUUCAAUAAAUAAAGGGUUUGUAUGUUCUCUAUAUCCAACAUUAUGUAUUAUUCUAAUUUAUCUUUUUUGUAGCACUCUUAGUGAAUGAAGUGCACAUUUGUAGUUAUUUCCCCAUAUUUCUACACAAUAACUCAGAUAUGGUAACACUAGGGAGCAGUAGAGAACAUUUAGUGAUUUUUGGUCAAAGAACAUAUUUUGCUUUAUUCAUUAUUGACGUGUUUCUUGCUACUUUAUGUUGUAUAUUUUUACAUGAGGUUUCCAGUUCAUUUUGUCAUCUAUUAUUACACAUAAAAAUGUGUUUUCUUUUACCCUUUCAAUAUCAUCAUCAUCAGCAGCCGUUGUCAGUCCACUGCUGGACGAAAGCCUCAGCAUGUUUCUGCCAUAGUGAACGAUCUCUCUUGGCGUACUCUUCAUGCUGGUUAUUAGCCUACACCUUCCACGCUGGCUUGGUGCGGGUUGGAAGGGGUAUUUUAUAUCAGAGAUCCUUCUCCUAGACUAAUUGCCUUACUGGGCUGUUGAACUUAGUCUGUCCUGUUGGUUGUCCGCGCCCCAAUUACCCAGGGACCCGCUCAGCUUUAUGGCGCUGACCGCCCGCCAGUCACAAGAGAAGGUGCAAACGGUUCUUUGUGUGCAUUUUAUAGACGUUAGUUGGGACUCACUAACCCCACACACAACCUCCCAUCUCAUGCCUGGAUGUAGUUUAACGUCAUACCCAGGACAUACCUUUUCAAUAUAAACUCUGUCUAUUGGUAUUUGUGUUUGACUUUCCCUUCUACCUUUACCAAAUAGCAUUAUUUUAGUUGUACUGAGAUUCAAAGAUAGUCUGUUUUUGUCAAACCAUCUUUUUUAUGUGUGCCUUUCUUGUGUUAUUUGUAUUAGAUUGUGUGUGUUCUCUCCUGAACAAAAUACAGUUGUGUCAUCUGCAAAUAAUGUUAAUUUUAAGUCCUUUGUAACUUUACAAAUGUUGUUUAUAUAAAGAUCAAACAAUUUUGGUCCUAGUAUUGAUCCCUGAGGUAUGCGACAAGAUAUUUUCAGCUCUGUGGACGUUUGUUCUCCUAUCUUCACGUAUUGCUCCCUGUUAGUUAAGUAGCUUCUUACCUAGUUCAAGACCAACCCUCUGAUUCCAUAACGUUCUAAUUUGUUUAUUAAUAUAUUAUGAUUAAUGGUGUCAAAUGCUUUUGUUAAAUCCACAAACACUGUAGCAGCACAUGUUUUGGUAUUUAUUGCAUUGGUGAUCUUUUCCGUUAUUUCGAUUAAUGUCAUUUAUGUUGGGAUGUGCUCUGUAUUCGUAUUGAUUGUCUGUGAGUGUUUCAUUUUUAUUUAUGAAUUAUUCCAAUCUGUUAAGCAAUUGUUCAAUAAUUUUAGAAAAUUGUGUAAGUAGAGAAACAGGUCUGUAGUUUGUAAACUGGUGUUUGUCUCCAAUCUUAUAAAUUGGUACAACUUUCGCUAUUUCCAUUUUCUCUGGGCGUUUGCCUGUUUGAAAUGAUAGGUUGCUGAUGUAUGUUGAAGCUUCUGAAAUCUCUUCAAUAAUCUUUUUUUAUCGUUUUCAUAUCAAUUCCGUUAAAAUCAGUUGAGGUCUUGGAUUUAAAUUUUUUCACAGUAUUGAUUAGUUCCCCUUUUGUCACACCUUCAAGGAUCAUCGAGUUGGGAUUUCUGUCUAAAGUGUCAUUCAAGUCCUCAACUGACUCAGGAUCUGGGAUCUUCUUCUCCAGUCCAAUGUUCAUGAAGUAAUUAUUGAAGCUUUCAACUACUUUGUUGUUACUUUGUAAUUUUUUUACAUUUCCAUCUGAAGUAUUUAGGAUAAUCCUUCUUAGCACCAUUUUUAAUAAUGCUAUUUAGGAUGGACCAUGUUGCUCUCAUAUUGUUUUUGUUCGAUCCAAUAAUUGACUAAUAUUCUUUCCUACGUGUCCAUAGUAUGCCAGUUAGCUUGUUAUUUUAUGUUUUGUACUUGUUUUCUGCCUCUGUAGAUCUUUGUGUUCUAAAUCUUGAGUUUAGCUAACAGCGGUGAUCCCACAGCAAAGCCAUGUUAUUUGUGUAAUGUAGCAAGUGCAAGUUCAACAAUAUGUGGCUGCAGGAAAAACAAGUUGAUGCAUGAUUGAAGCCGGUGGAUGAAAACGUAUACAGUAAAAAAUGUUCGCCGAUGUCAUAACUCUGGUCAGGACCUGAAUGUAGAUGGCAGCAUUUGUAAACAUUGUGGUGAAAAUGAAUGGAACGAUAAUGAAAAAGUAAAAAAUCUGGGACAUGUCUGUGUCAAAAGAUGCUAAAAAGCCACAAACACCUGCACAACUGUACAGAGAUUGAUGUAGGACCCCCAAAAGAGCGUUAUGAAUGUGGGUAAGCGGCACUAAUAGUCGAAGAAGAUCCGAAUGAGAUGUUUACUAAAUCAUACUAUUACAUACAUUAGGCAUACACAUGUCAGAUACAAAAUUUAAAUGUUAUGCACAUUGUUAAUAUCCAAAUUCUAAGGCUUGCAAUCCAAACAAGUGUUAUGUCCUGUUUUGUCACAACUUUGGGCAGACUGUAGUACUGCAGAUAUCUUUCUGUUUGCUCAAUUCUGAAAUUCUGAAAGUUAACCGUUUAUUUUAGCAGAGGUGCAAACUCCCCGUCACAGACAAAAUGUUUUUGUAAGCACAACUUUACAAUUGCUGACUUUCUCAUUAUUGUUAUGUGAAGACACUCGAAGCACACUGCACCUUCUGCAAAAAAAAUACAAAUACAGGACUUUGGGCAUUAAGGCAAU
Molecule: messenger RNA, 6382 nt
Organism: Entelurus aequoreus (snake pipefish)
Lineage: Eukaryota; Metazoa; Chordata; Actinopteri; Syngnathiformes; Syngnathidae
Product: E3 SUMO-protein ligase ZBED1-like
Exons: 7
Coding region: 44-3046 (1000 amino acids)
Cellular component (GO): nucleus
Molecular function (GO): DNA binding; protein dimerization activity
Source: RefSeq, a predicted model, not a curated record